Messenger RNA from Portunus trituberculatus (swimming crab), 3459 nucleotides. RefSeq names its product zinc finger and SCAN domain-containing protein 2-like. Gene Ontology annotation, biological process: regulation of transcription by RNA polymerase II. Gene Ontology annotation, cellular component: nucleus. Lineage: Eukaryota; Metazoa; Arthropoda; Malacostraca; Decapoda; Portunidae. The record is from RefSeq and is a predicted model, not a curated record. The transcript is spliced from 7 exons. Bases 164 to 1618 code for a protein of 484 amino acids. Gene Ontology annotation, molecular function: protein binding.
UUGGGAGUCAGUUGGGACGGCGAUGGAGUGGCACUGAAUGUCUGAAAGCGGUCCGUUGUAAACAAGCAUCCUUGAGUUUCAUCUUUCGUCGUCGCCCGUGAGCCGAAAGUGUCUGCAAGCUCUCCUCGUUUCCGGGCUUCCCCUUCGCCACACUUUCGCGCAGAUGUCACUAUUUGAAGCCACGGUGUUACAAUGGCUGAUGGGUUGCUCUCUCUGUCCUGGAACAACCAUAGUGCCACAUUCUGCCAUGCCCUGUCCUCUCUCAGAACCAAGAUAUGCAGAUGUAACACUCAGCUGUGAAGGCAAAUUCUAUGCAGUUCACAAAUUGGUGCUAUCAACAUGUAGUGAAUACUUUGACAACAUUUUUGAACAGACUCCAUGCAAGCAUCCCAUAAUAGUGUUAGCCAACAUUCAACAAGCUGAACUAGAAGCAAUUCUAAGUUACAUGUAUGAUGGAGCAGUGACCGUAUCACAGUCAAAUCUCCCAAGACUGAUUAAAGUGGCUGAACUCUUGCAAAUCAAAGGUCUUGCUGUACCAGAUGAACCUCCAAAGAACAUUAGUGCAGCUCAUCAUAGAAGACAGUCACAGGAUUCCAGUAGUGGGAAGAAUAGUCCAUCUCCAAGGACUAAGUUGAAUAAUGCUUCUAGUGAAAUUAGUGAUGAGCCUCUGCCCAAGCGAAUAAGAAGAGAAUCUGACUUUACACAAGUUGACCCUUUGGAAAGUCCUACAAGUGUGUCUAAUUCUCAGCAUCAGGAGGAUUCAGUGGAGUUUGCACUUGAAGAAAAGUAUGAUCCAGGCUCAGAAACUGUAGUAGAUGCAGAGUUAGAAUCACAGACACUGGUGUCUUCCCAGGAUUCUAACUGUGGAGAUUACAUAAAGAAAGAAGUGACGGAGCCACCAGAAGACAGUGAGUCAAGUAUUGCUGAUCCUGGGGUGACUUACAUUGAGAGGGGAUUGUCUGAUGUUUCUGGAGGUGACUCGCUGGAACCCUUGAAGCACACACAGUCGUCUGGUCUACAGUCACUCCUCAGACAGGAAUCAUAUUCUGAGGAAAUUAACACAACAGUGGCUGGACCUUCAGGCAUGCAAACUUGGUUUGGUAGUGAGCCUCUGAAUGCCCUGCCUGCAUCAAAGACAACUCUUGCAUCAGACAACCAGUUCUUUGGUUACACCUCACCUCAGCCAACGCAGAAACGGGUGGUGGUGAAUGGGAGCAACCUGAAGGAGACCUCACAGGGAAACACUGAGACCCAACAGAAUGCCACCAACACCACUGGACAAGAAAACAUAUACCAGUGCCCAUACUGCCCUCUCCAGUUACUAGAAAGUUACUACAAGGAUCAUGUGGAAUCUCAUAACACCGAAAAACCAUUUUGUUGUGAAUUUUGUCUCUUUCGCACAUCCCAAAAAGCCUCUCUUAAAGCUCACCUGAGAACACAUACUGGGGAAAAGCCUUACUCCUGUCACCUCUGUCCUUUGAGUUUUAGUGUUAAAUGUAACCUUAAGACUCACAUUCGUACUCAUACUGGGGAAAAACCAUUUGUGUGUCCUCACUGUCCAUAUCGCUGUGCCCACAAAAGUGAUUUGAAUAAACAUGUUGUCAGACACUGGUCAUAGCUAGCACCAAGCUGCAGAAUAUGAUUGGACAUCCCAUUAGUAUAAUGAAGUCUCUAUGAAUCAUUAAUAAUUAUUAUCAUCAUCAAACUAUAGUAUCAUCAUCAUCAUCAUCAUCAUCAUCAUCAUCACCAUCAUCAUCAUCAUCAUCAUCAUCAUUGUCACCACCACCACCACCACCACCACCACCACCACCACCUACUACAUGGUUCCAGUGUGAGACAAGUCCUCUUCCAAAGGUAAGGGGCACUAAGCAUGUAGCACCACACAUACAGAGUUUCCAGAGUGCAAGUCACAACUCUUCAACACAUAUCCAUUACUAGAAGAGGGAUUGUUGCAUGGAAGGAGAAAGAAAUCCAAAUUGUCUCUACAUGGUUGAGCAUUCCAACUUGGGAUCCAUUGCUUGAGAGAUAUGAAUAGUAACCACUAUAAUACUAACAACUCAUGAAUGGAAUGAUAAAUCUCCUUCAAGGUACAUAAAUUAUAAUCUUUACUCAUGCAUAUGCAAUAUAACAAAAAUAACAGCUUCAUCCUCAUAUUGCUGUUAGUUUCGAAGCCAGGAUAUAUAUAUAUAUAUAUAUAUAUAUAUAUAUAUAUAUAUAUAUAUAUAUAUAUAUAUAUAUAUAUAUUAUAUAUAGUGGAUUUUUCCUCUUAGUCUACAGAGCCCCAUCUUUGAGGAAUAGUGGACAGGUCCUUGACAGAAGAAUCAUGUCACUGGCACCAGAACACUGACAUAAUGAUGACUUAAAUUUUCACUAACUAGAACAAAAAGGUGUGUGUGUGUGUGUGUGUGUGUGUGUGUGUGUGUGUGUGUGUGUGUGUGUGUGUGUGUGUGUGUGUGUUCAUCAAAUGAUAAAUACUUUGUAUGUAUAUGUAGUUGUGUUUUUAUGUAUAAAAACAAAUAUUUAUUAACUACUUUAGUUAUUUUCAUCUCAUAUUAAAGGUUUUUUGUCAUAGUUAGGGUUAUAUAAACAAAUAAAUGCAUAAACUAUUUCAUUACUGAUAAGAUUAGAAAUGCUAAACAUUCCUUAAAUCUAGUCAGGCUUAUAGGAACACAGAUAUUGGAGUGUGCAGUGUUCUCUCAGUUAUUAAGCAUUCAGUACAUGCUGUAUUUUUGAAAAAAAAAAAAAAAAAAAAAUGUUGAAGCUUCAGUGAAGAAAAGUAAGAUAGGUAGUUAUAUUCACAAGAACAUUUGCUAUGACUGUAUGAGAGCAAUAAAUGAGGAAUUUAACAAAUAUGAAAGUAGUAAACAACAAGCAUUUGAUGUGUAACCUCAACCAGGGAAAUACAGAGCAGUAUUAAAGCUAUGAUAAUCACAAUAGCUGUCCUAUUAUAUGAAGACAAAAAUAGAAUUUUAUGAGUAUGUAAAGUCAUAAGUGAAGAGCAAACUAGGCAAUGAUGAUGUCACCUUUAGCUGGACAAUUUGAAUUUUACAUUUUUCAAGAAAGUGGCUCCAGGUCUGAGCUUAAUCAUGUAAAAUCAAGGAUUUAAUGAAAUUACCCUUUUCUAAUUCAUUGUACUGCUGUUCUUGAAGUGUAAUACUAUUGCAGGAAGCCAUGUAUUGAGAAAAAUGAAGAUGCUGAAGUAUGUGAUGAUGUAUGGUUCCCUGAAGGGAAUUGCCAUGUUCCUGAAGUUAUAUGUACAAAUGCCAUGGCACUCUAGUUGCAUAGACAAGCAAUUGGCGUGAAGGAAAAGUUAAAAACUUUACAAGUGAAUCACAGGAUAUGACAAGUUGUGUGGUAGUUUGGUUGUACAUGUGGUCAUUUAACUUUAUGUACUACUUACUAAUAUGCAAUAGUUAAAAAAAAAAACAUGCACGAAAACAAAGCUGAUACAAACUAAGA